AUGCUUCGAAGCACAUUCGUAUCGUCUUUAGGGUGGGGAAUCCUUCGACGAGCCCUAAUUCCCUCUAGUUCGUUCACUGGUUCAGAUGAGCAAACUGAAAAAAGGUAUCAAGCGUUUUUUCAGAAAAGCGAAUCAAGGGGUCAGCUUGAUACCUUUCCAUUAAUCCUUUAUCAGAGAGUGGACAAUCGUGCAAACCUUGAUGAUUUUAAGAUAUGUAACACAUAUGGCAUUGACAACACAGGCCUUGUUUGUUAUUGGCCAUCAAAGGAAGUCCUUGCUUAUUAUUGUUUAUCACAACUCAACUUGUUCAGGUUUAUUUAUAAGUUUAGUCUAUGGUUUCUUCAGUUUCUUCUUACAAUUAUCAUUACCUUUUAGUUUAUACCUAGUAAUGUAUUUAAGAAGUAGUAGAUUCUUCUUACAAUUAUCAUUACCUUUUAGUUUAUAACUAGUAAUGUAUUUAAGAAGUAGUAGAAAGUAAAUUGUUACAUGUUGACCAGG
Molecule: messenger RNA, 498 nt
Organism: Lactuca virosa
Lineage: Eukaryota; Viridiplantae; Streptophyta; Magnoliopsida; Asterales; Asteraceae
Source: the annotation of a GenBank genome assembly